Molecule: messenger RNA, 3789 nt
Organism: Sitophilus oryzae (rice weevil)
Lineage: Eukaryota; Metazoa; Arthropoda; Insecta; Coleoptera; Curculionidae
Exons: 16
Coding region: 1-3789 (1262 amino acids)
Source: RefSeq, a predicted model, not a curated record
AUGUCUCAAAAAAGGAGCAUAGACAGCGCCAUCGACUCGUCCGGCAAGGUCGCCUCCGCUCACGCUCGUCAAUCCGCCUCCAUUAACGAAGGGAACAGGAGAUGGGUGUACAGCGUGGACGAGACCCUUCGGCAAAAUUUUCUGACGAGGGCCCCGUCCAAAGUCAGCCCUUCCAGUGACAAUAACAAAUCCGUUGGCAGAGGGUCUAACAUAUCAAUUUUACAUUUACGAAGCACGUCGGAACCGUGGGAGAAGAAUCAACAUUCGAAUUAUUCAUCAGCCGCUCGGUCGUACUUCGCGUCAUCUCGCAGUACUACUACCGCUAAUGUACCAUCAUCGGUACCGCCUUUAACGAAACAUCAGUCCUUAGGGAGCACUACUCAUAAGUGGACGAAUUCACCGAGCUUCCAUUCGGGAUCCGAAGUCAAUUCUCCUGGAAUAUUUACAUUUAGUGGCAGUUGUAAUAGGGAGCUUUCGCCUGUUAGAUGGUGUGACAGAGAAGUAGACGGCGUAUACUUGGGCAAGUCAGGCUGGGUCCAAGUCCAGCAACGUUCCCUAGACGACAAUCGCAGAGCCAGCUACUCGAUAAACCUGGCAAAAUCCUUACAAUCCAACCGCACCGGCAUCAAACUCGCCAAUUACCACUUCAGCAGCGAACCCAACAAAGCAUCUAGUUUCUCUCGAACAAAUAGUGUGGUGGAACCGAGACCGGAGCCAAGACCUGAACCGCCAAGGACUGAGACAUCUCAAGCCGAAACCCAUCGGCCUGCUUAUUUGGUACUACAAAACCGGGAGUACGAUAGAAAAAUCAAGACACCGUCGCCACUUCCGGAGAGUGGGUCUUUUUCGCCUCCUUCUGUUACACCUAUUAUAUCCCCACCACCUGCUUUCCAAGAUAAAACAAAGAGCCCGAUGAAAUCGCGAACUUUUUUCGGAAAGACACCGUUUUUACCAAGAUCCAACGCGAUAGAGGACAGUGAUAACAGUCCUCCUGCUUCACCACCCGGGUUGAGUCAGUGGAAAACAACAGCUCCAAACGCUCCGAUACUUCCCAAACCGAAACCACAAGUCAUUAAAACAUCUCCGGGUAUCGAAAAACCACCCAGAGCGUCAAAGAAAGCACCCCCCGUUCCUCAAACUAAGUCUCUGGAAGAGAACACCGCUUCCAGGAGGAUGCAGUUUAAGCAAAAGUACGGUCAAAGUACUUCUUCUAGUUCAUCAAGUUCGAUGGGAUUUAGGAGCUUGGACAGCUGUUUGAACAGGACGAGCAGUGUGAUGCCGAGGUUGUCGGAGAACACGGACUCUUCGGUGGAUGUGUACGAGGAUGCGGAUGAAGAGGAUAAUAAUAGUUCUUCUGUAAAUAUGAGCAUGGUGAACACGGCGGCUCUGCAGGCAGAGUACAGCAGGAAGUUGUCACCAUCAGGUCGGACCAACAGAUUAACGCACUACAGGAACCAAAUGCGUCGAUCACCAGCCGGUUCCGACACCAACAAACACUCCCCAACCUCUUCGUCUUCCAGUAGCAACGAGUUCCUCUCCAGAUCACCGACAGGUACCAUACAAUCGACCGUACGACGUAACGUACAAGCUCGACCUCACCAACCAGCAAAAUCACCCCAAGACGACCCAACUCAAAGGGUGCGACGUUCGAGAAGUCUGCAACUUCCCGAAAGAACUCCACCUCCGAAUUUUGGCGCGCAGAAAGUAUCACCACAACAUCCCGAACAGCAUCGUGUUAUUGUUAAGGUGCCAGGAGCUCAGCAGGUUCCUGAGAGAAAACAGUACCCUGUCGGUGUGAAACCGCAAUCUUUGGAAAGAGGUGAAAUGGCGGAAGAAGAAUUGUUGAGAGAAGCCGAAGUGGUUACUGGGUUUUUGUAUGGGAGCAGAUCGAGAGCUGCAGCUCAGGCGCAACUUAUGCACAGGUACAACAACAACAAUAUCUCCGUCGAAGAAAAGAACAAAGAAAGCAAUAAGCCUAUACUAAACAGCGAUCUAACAGUGUACUACGUAGGCAACAAUAAAAACGAACGUCAAAGACUCCUUGUUCGUGGAGCGACAAGUCCGAGUCUACCAACGAGCGGACACCAGUUCGACGGAAACGCUGGUAUAACUUGCAGUCCAGAAAAUUGCGACUUUUGGCCCCACUGUGCACAUAGAGACAGCUUACACAGGGACUCUCAGUUCGUGAUGAGACAGUCGCAGUCGUAUCCGUCUCAUCAGAGGUCUUUGGAUUCUGCUGUAGUUGUUGAUGCUAUUAGGCCGCCGUUAACCAGCUCCAUGGUCGCCCCCAAGCCCCAGGACCCCUACAAGCGCCCCAUCCACAUCGACGGUAGGGCGCGCAAGCCGCCCCCGACCGAUUCGGUCCGCCGAACGAGCCCCGCGCGGCCGCCGUCAACAGGCGGCGGGGGCAGCAUUCGACGCAACGGAUCCGCCGACAUACCGGUGUUCGAGAAAAAGUCAUCCCCGCGCGCGAGCAAUGUCAGCGGGUCGUCUUCCGGUAGUGACGUGUGGCUCACACCUUCCAGAGUAUCUUCGCGCAAGGGUUCCGGUGCCUCCACUCCCGUUGAUGCUUUUCCAGAUCGGAUUGUGACGUCACGUCCGGGAAGCGCUCCAACGGAAGAAGUGCAACCUGGGGAUCUGUUGGUGGCGCAGCAGAGGUCGAUGUCGUUGCCCAAGUCGUUCCUGUCUGGAGGUGCGGGACCUGUGGUCGGGGUCAACGGAAUGUAUUUGCAAAGUGGUGACAUCUCGUGGCAAAGACAUGGGACAGACAGUUUGGGAUCUUCCCCGGGGUUACCUAGAAAAAUUCCUACGCCUGAAGUUGCCCAUACUGCUCCUGUAACACCUUUGCACGAGGUCCGCCGGGGCAUCCGCUCCCCCCUGGGCGUCAUCCGCAGGACUAAGGCCUCGUCCACACCUCACCUGUCAGAUUCCCAGACCGCGACCGUUGGCGGCGGAGGCAACACCAGGAAAUGGAGGAAACGACCAGAAGAAGAGGAGCUGUGUUUGGAUCCGGCCGGGCCCGACGAAGACGGCUUAGAGAGGGAUCCUCUUGCUCCUACUGCCGAGAGCGUGUUACAAAAAUUCCGAAAAACGUUCUCGCUACGUUUUCCACAGCGAAAACUGAGCAAGGAUAGCUGCGGCUCGGAAGACACCGCCUCCGAAGCCAAUCCUUCCGAGGAGGAUUCCUCACCGGCGCAUGUACCUUCAGCCGCGUCCUCCGGAGGACGUUUGAACGCAGACAGCGAAGGCCAAGAGGAGCAUACGGCAGGAGAUCAGAAAUAUCGAUUCGGCCCGUUAAUAUGGCGAACGAGUAAAGAACGCAAGAAGCUGAACAAGGCCGCCAGGAGCGCCAAGUGCAACAGCGGCGACAGCGGCAUUCAAAUCGAGAUACCAAGCGGUGGCGGGGCAGCAGGGGACAGUAGCGAGUCCCAUGACACCGACGGCGCCCCUUUCGACAGUCCCCCCCUUUUACGGCGAAAGCCCCCCGGUAGAGUACCCCGCAGGCCCCACUCCGAUAACGUUGGCAGGGUCAUUGCUGACAAGUUUAAGUUUUAUAACAAUCUUGUAGAAAAUAGGUCAACAGGAAACGCGCUAGAAGCAAUUCUGGACUUGAAAUCAAUCGACUGGCUCGUGAAGGAUAUGGCCGCUAAGGGUGCCCUAAGAUUAAGGGACUCCAAUCUGUGGAACCAGACCAACUACGGUCACUCGAGGAUAUUACCAGUGAUAGGGAAAAUCAUGAUGGAUCGAUCUGCUAGACCAGAAGACGGACUAUAUGCUCACCAAACAUGA